Balaenoptera musculus (blue whale) is the source of this 2066-nucleotide messenger RNA. It is a transcript of the gene CACNG7, whose product is annotated as calcium voltage-gated channel auxiliary subunit gamma 7. The transcript has 6 exons. Lineage: Eukaryota; Metazoa; Chordata; Mammalia; Artiodactyla; Balaenopteridae. Gene Ontology annotation, cellular component: AMPA glutamate receptor complex; postsynaptic density membrane. The coding region runs from base 108 to 956 and encodes 282 amino acids. The record is from RefSeq and is a predicted model, not a curated record. Gene Ontology annotation, biological process: positive regulation of synaptic transmission, glutamatergic; transmission of nerve impulse; neurotransmitter receptor internalization. Gene Ontology annotation, molecular function: channel regulator activity; voltage-gated calcium channel activity.
GCGGCCGGGGGAAGCCGCGGGGCCGGUCAUGCGGCUGCGGGGCCCGCGGCCCGGAGCGUCCGCCCAACCCUGAGCGAGGCCCCGCAGGGCGCCCCCUGCCGCUGAGGAUGAGUCACUGCAGUAGCCGUGCCCUGACCCUGCUGAGCAGCGUGUUCGGUGCGUGUGGCCUGCUGCUGGUGGGCAUCGCGGUCAGCACGGACUACUGGCUGUACAUGGAAGAGGGAACGGUGUUGCCACAGAACCAGACCACGGAGGUCAAGAUGGCGCUGCAUGCCGGCCUGUGGCGCGUCUGCUUCUUCGCAGGCCGGGAAAAGGGUCGCUGCGUGGCCUCAGAAUACUUCCUUGAACCGGAGAUCAACUUGGUGACGGAAAACACGGAGAAUAUUCUGAAGACAGUGCGCACAGCCACCCCCUUCCCCAUGGUCAGUCUCUUCCUCGUGUUCACCGCCUUCGUCAUCAGCAACAUCGGUCACAUCCGCCCACAGAGAACCAUUCUGGCCUUCGUUUCUGGCAUCUUCUUCAUCCUAUCGGGGCACCCCUCUGCUCCCCCAGGCCUCUCCUUGGUGGUGGGCUUGGUUCUUUACAUUUCCAGCAUCAACGACGAGGUCAUGAACAGGCCCAGCAGCUCCGAGCAGUAUUUCCACUAUCGCUACGGGUGGUCUUUUGCCUUCGCAGCUUCCUCCUUCCUACUCAAAGAGGGAGCUGGCGUGAUGUCCGUGUACCUGUUCACCAAGCGCUACGCGGAGGAGGAGAUGUACCGUCCGCACCCGGCCUUCUACCGCCCGCGUCUCAGCGACUGCUCCGACUACUCGGGCCAGUUUCUGCAGCCCGAGGCGUGGCGCCGCGGCCGCAGCCCCUCCGACAUCUCUAGCGACGUAUCCAUCCAGAUGACGCAGAACUACCCUCCAGCCAUCAAGUACCCGGACCACCUGCACAUCUCCACCUCGCCCUGCUGAGGCCCCGCCCCCGGGGAGCCCCUCUUCCUCCUCUUCCUCCUCCUCCUCUUCCUCCUACUCUUCACGGGUCUCCCCACAACGCAGCUCCCCCUCAAGUCCUCGGGACUCCUCGUCCCAACCCGGAGGACGCUGCGCACGCGUUAGCCCCGCCCUCUUCCCAGUGGCCCCGCCCCGUCGCCAUAACCCCGCCCUCUUUCCUGACCGCUCCACUUCAUUGGUCCCUUCCACUUCCAGAUGACGCCUCCUUCUAGAUGACCCGCCCCCUUUCCUUAGGCCACUCCCCUCCAGGCCUAGUACCGCCUCCCAGGUUCCUCCGCUCCUCAGGCCGAGCGGCCGAGCGCGCCCACCUCCGCGAACGAUCCCCCAGCCUUCCGCCUCGCUGCAGAGGCUCUGGGCAGGAGAGUAGGUUCCAGCUGCCGCCAGAAAUGCCAAGCAUCCUCUUCUGCUCUCUGCCCCGACUUCUCUCUUUCCCGGCCCAAUCUCACCUCCGGACUUUAGUGGUCCUCGGGUGUAGUGCGGCCGGGGUGGGGCUGGAGGCCGCAGGUAUGGUGUCCCCUCCCCCACUCCCCCACCCACGGGAGACCCCAUUCUUUCUCACCUGCUGGACGCUUCUCGCUCGGCCUUCUGAAGGUUACCUGCCUUUUCGAGGGCUCUCUCUAACGGCUUUUCUUGCUCUCUCAGCUGACCUUGGCUUCUUUUCCUUCCUCUGUCUCCCGGCCUCCUCUUCACCCGCUCAUCCAAAGGCCGUCGGUGCAUCCAGCCCCACAUACCACGCGACAAGAAUGGAGACCCUAGGGUGGAGGGAAUUCCUCCACGCCGUUUCCACGCCUGUGCCCGCCUCUUCCCCCUCGAGGCCCCGUCGGGGGAGGGAGAGGCAGUAGCGGGGGUCGACACCCCCCAAACCUCGAAGUCUUCCAUUUUCUGGCCCUCCCCCUCAUUGAAGUCCCCCUUCCCAUCUCAGACCCCCAACUCUGGCCUCUUUCAAGGGUCCGUCCGCCCCCUUGGACAGAUGGGGGUCACCAGAAACUCACCCACCCCCUUAUUAGGGGAGGAGGGGCGAGGUAGCACAGUGUUGUACACGGAACUAGAAAGGCCCCCUGGGUGGGGGGA